AUGACGACCGGCACCUUCAAAUACAUUGACCCCGCCUCCUACGAUCCCCAUGCCACCGAGCCAUUCAAAAAGCCAUGGGGCAAGGUCGACGGGCCAGGCUCUUCCUUCAAACUGCUAGACAAGUCCCGGUCCGUGGAGAACCUCCGCGGUCAAGAGAGUCAAUUCUCGACCGACAACAGCGGAUUCGCCGUCUAUAACAGCCCCGCACAAGAGAAACAGUUCACAGACCUGUCCGUCGUAACGACGAAAUACUACCAUGAAGUGGAGGAGCUCCUCCGAUCCAAGCUCCCGGGUAUCAAGAAAGUCGUCAUCUUCGACCACACGAUCCGGCGACGACAAGAAGGGUCCGCGCGCGCUCCCGUGCAGCUCGUCCACGUAGACCAAACGCCGUCUGCGGCGGAAGUGCGCGUGCGUCGACACGUCCCCUCCGACGAGGCAGAGGAUCUGUUGAAGGGACGCUAUCAAAUCAUCAACGUCUGGCGACCCAUCCAGAACCUGGCGUCCGAUUUCCCGCUGGCGGUCAUCGAUUGGCGAUCUUCUGAUGCGUCCGAUUUCGUAAAAGUCGAUCUACUCUAUCCCAACGAGACCGCCGAUGCAGCAGCGGGAGAGGAACGAGCGCAGAAGCCGGACUCGGGAGACUCGACGGAGGGCUACACGGUCAAGGGCGAGACGUAUUCGAUCGCGCCGAAUGAGAAACAUCGCUUUUACUAUAUGAAGGAUAUGACGCCUGAGGAGGUCAUGUUUAUCAAGUGUUUCGACUCGAGGAGCAGUCUUAUGACUGAGGGGAAGACGGAUAUUGCGCACGGGGCGGCUCAUACGGCGUUUGUGGAUCCUCAGACACCGAAGGAGGCGCCGCCGAGGCAGAGUAUCGAGGUUAGAUGUUUGGUUUUCUAUGAGUAG
Molecule: messenger RNA, 900 nt
Organism: Aspergillus affinis
Lineage: Eukaryota; Fungi; Ascomycota; Eurotiomycetes; Eurotiales; Aspergillaceae
Exons: 1
Coding region: 1-900 (299 amino acids)
Molecular function (GO): oxidoreductase activity
Source: RefSeq, a predicted model, not a curated record